AUGGACGCCUUCUGGGAUAUCCUCCACAAGGGAGUCGAUACUCACGAGAUGGUCCCUGCUUCCCGGUGGAACGCGUCUGCCCAUGUUGGCGACACAUCUGUAAAGAACGUCUCUGGCACAGGCUUUGGCUGCUGGCUGCAUCAAGCGCCGCAGUUCGAUGCCGCCUUUUUCAACAUGUCCCCCCGUGAGGCCGCUCAGGUCGAUCCCGCCCAGCGUCUGGCCCUCCUUACUGCCGCAGAGGCUCUCGAGAAGGCCGGAAUCGUACCCAACCGUACUCCGUCCACCCAGAAGCACCGCGUCGGUGUAUGGUUUGGCGCCACCAGCAAUGACUGGAUGGAGACCAACAGUGCGCAAAAUAUUGACACCUACUUCAUCCCUGGCGGUAACCGUGCUUUCAUCCCUGGCCGCAUCAACUAUCACUUCAAGUUCAGCGGACCCAGCUACACCAUAGACACUGCUUGCAGCUCUAGCUUGGCUGCCUUGCACCUGGCAUGCAAUGCUCUGUGGCGCGGCGAGGUUGACACCGCCAUUGUCGGAGGCACCAACGUUCUUACCAACCCAGACAUGACGGCUGGGCUGGAUAGGGGCCACUUCCUCUCCCGCACUGGCAACUGCAAGACCUUUGACGAUGAUGCUGAUGGAUACUGCCGCGGCGAAGCAGUCGUCACUAUCAUUCUCAAGCGACUAGAUGAUGCCCAGAAAGACAAGGAUCCUAUUGAGGCUUGUAUCUUGGGCGUCGCCACGAAUCACAAUGCCGAAGCAGAGUCCAUCACCAGACCCCAUGCCGCUGCUCAGAAGGACCUCUUUGAGCAUAUUCUUGCCGAGACCAAGGUCAGCUCCAACGACAUUAGCUACGUAGAGAUGCACGGCACCGGCACGCAGGCUGGCGAUGCAGGAGAGACUACUUCUGUCGUGACGACCCUGUCUCCGUUGACGGCCCGCGGUACCUCGGUUCGGCCAGCCACUAGUCCUCUUCACAUUGGUGCUGUCAAGUCUAAUGUCGGCCAUGGCGAGGCCGCUGCUGGUGUCACCAGUCUUGCCAAGGUCCUCAUGAUGAUGAAGCAUUCGACUAUUCCUCCCCACAUUGGCAUCAAGACCAAGAUCAACCACAAGCUGCCUGACCUUCAGGCCCGCAACACGCGCAUUGCUACUGUCGCAACUCCCUGGGUUCGACCCGAGAAUGACAGCCGAAGAGUAUUACUGAACAACUUCUCUGCCGCCGGCGGCAAUACCGCUAUCGUCCUGGAAGACGCUCCCGUCUUUGACACUUACACCGGCCCUGACCCGAGACGCCAUCACGUCGUGACGCUCUCUGCCAAGACUGGCGAAUCAUUAGUCUCUAAUAUCGGCAAUCUCAUUCAAUGGCUUGACGGUGCGGCACCGCGCGAAGACCCCAAUCUCCUCGCAAAGCUCUCUUACACCACCACCGCCCGCCGAAUGCAUCAUCGGUACAGAGUCGCUGUGACUGCUACCAGCAUUCCUCAGCUCAAGUCAUCGCUUCAGAAAGAACUCGAUGCCCGCAGUGGCGGAGAGAAGAUUCUACCUGCACCAGCCAAGACUCCCGGUUUUGUGUUCACCUUCACAGGCCAAGGCUCCCCACAUGCCGGUAUGGGUGCGGACUUGUAUGCCCGGUUUGCUUCCUUCAGAAACAAUUUGCAGCGCUACGACCACUUGUGUGUCCAGAUGGGCCUGCCUUCCAUUCUUCCUCUCUUCGAGGAGCGGGAUUACUUCAGCCGCGCUUCACUUACUGCUCUGCAGUUGGCACAUGUCUCUUUCCAAAUGGCUCUUUGCAAGCUUUGGGAGUCCUUUGGCAUCACCCCCAAGGCCGUCGUCGGCCACAGUCUUGGAGAGUACGCCGCUCUGUACGCCGCCGGGGCUCUCUCUCAGGCCGACGUUCUCUAUCUUGUCGGCAAGCGAUCCCAGCUGAUGGAAGAGCACCUUGCCCAAGGAACGCACGCCAUGCUCGUCGUUAUGGCUGAAGAAGCGACAGUUUUGGCUGCCAUUCCUGGUGUCGUUGGUCGCGACCUCGAGGUUUCGUGCCGCAACAGGAAGCACAACAUUGUCCUCGGCGGAACCAUUGCGCACGUCAAAGAGGCCCGGACCAUCCUUGAGUCUAAGGGCAUGCGCUGCCACGUCCUCGAUACUGCACACGCUUUCCACACUUCUCAGGUCGACCCUAUCCUUGCUCAGUUCCGCAAGAUUGCAAAGGGCAUUCACAUUCGUCGACCUUUGAUCCCUGUCAUCUCGCCUACUCUGAGCAAGGUCCUUCGUGAGGCCACUGAUUUCAGUGAGGGCUACUUUGUCGAGCAUUGCAGAAAGCCGGUCAACAUCAUGCAAGCCGCAUCUGUCGCCAAGACAGAGGGCAUUCUGGAUGAGCGCACCAUCGCUAUUGAGAUUGGUCCCGCGCCUGUAGUUGCUCCCAUGGUGAAGGAAGUUGUUGGAUCGACGAUGCACACGUUCGCAUCUGCACACAAGACUAUUGAUACUUGGCAGUUGAUGACCGAUGCCUUCUCCGGAAUGUACGCGGCUGGUGCCAAUAUUGAAUGGUCUAGAUACCAUGCCGACUUCCCCGAGUGCCAGAAGGUUCUCCAGUUGCCCUCUUACGGAUGGACUCUCAAGGAGUACUGGAUGCAGUACACCAACGACUGGAGUCUCCGCAAGGGCGAUGCUGCCGUCAUUAUGGGACCCGCUAACUUGGCCUUCUCUUCGAUUUACAACGUGGUCAAGAACACUCUUCAGCCAAGCUCUGACGGAGAGGUGGUUGUGGAUCUUGACCUCAACGCGGACGACGUGCACUCUAUGGCUCAAGGCCACAAGGUGUACGGCGUACCUCUUUGCACCCCAUCCGUCUACGCCGACAUUGUCCAGAUGAUUGGCAAGUACGUCAAGCAAAUCACUGGCAUGGACGUCGACGCAGUCGGAACAGAGGUGGCAGAGAUGCAUAUCCAAAGCGCUCUCGUCGCCAACGACGUCGGUCUCAAGCAAGUCCUGCGCACUCAGGCCAAAUUUGAUGCCGCCAAGAAGACCCUGUUUUGCACUUUCUCCACCAUCGACGGGAAUGACAAGGUCAUGGAGCAGCAUGCCAACUGUUCGAUCCGCUUCGUUGAAAUCGACGAGACCAAGUCUCAGUUCGCCCAGGCUGUCUCGGAUGCACAGGUUCGCAUGAAGGUCAUUCAGGCGCAGGUCGGAGAAGACUACAGUACUUUCCGAUUCAGCAAGUCGAUGAUUUACAAGAUGGUUGGUCAGCUUGCCGAUUUCGACCCCAAGUAUCGUGGCCUAUCUGCCAUCACUCUCAGCAACAACACAUACGAAGCUGCUGGCACCGUGUCUUUCAAGGGCAUCCCUGAUAACGGGAAGUGGUUCUCCAAUCCCGCCUUCCUGGACUCCAUCUCUCAACUGGCCGGCUUUGUCAUGAACGCCAAUGAGUCUGUCGAUCUUGACAAGGAGCUCUUCGUCAACCACGGAUGGGAGUCGAUGAAGCUUUUUGCCCCCAAGUUUGAUGCCAACAUGACUUAUCACUCGUACGUCAAGAUGACUGAGGGUAAGGACAAGCUGUGGUCCGGAGAUGUGAUCAUCUUCGAUCAGGAACAGAACCUCGUUGGCAUCCUUGGCGGUGUUGCUCUGCAAGGCGUUCCGAAGCGCCUCAUGGACUACAUUAUCAACUCAGCCAUGAAGAAGGUCUCCGGUGGCUUCUCAUCGGUAAAGACUCAACCGCAACCACAACAGCCCCAGGCGAUUGUUACUUCAGACAUGAAGGCAACUUUCGGAGACAUCUCCCUGGCUGAGGCUCAAGCUGCUCCUGCUCAGCAGCAAGCCGCUGAAGACUCUUGGCCCGUGGCUCUCAAAGUCUUGGCUGAAGAGAGUGGUCUCGACGAGAAGGAGCUUGCCGAUGAUGUCGCCCUCGCUGACAUUGGUAUCGACUCACUACUCUCGCUUGUCAUCUGUGGCAGACUGCGCGAUGAGCUUGAUAUUGACCUACCCGAGCGCGCACUGUUUGAGGAGUGUCUGACUGUGGGCGACAUCCGGAUGCGUGUGUCUGGUACCGCAGUAUCUUCGACUGAGUCUUCUAGGCAGGAGAGCGACAUCACGAGCGUUGAGUCGGACACCGCGUCAUCGGUCGGCUCGCCAGACCUUGACAACUUGGCAUCGCCUUUCUCGGCUGCUAUGACGCCAAUCAAUGGGUUUGAGACGCCCGGUUCUUACUUCGAGGUCAUCGACAUGAGCGCCGGAGACUUCAAGGGCAAAGCUGUUCCGUCGACUCCUGUUGUUCCUACAAUCCCACCCGCAUGGUCGAUGUACCUGCAGGGCUCUCGGACGAAAGCCAAGGAGACUCUUUUCCUCUUCCCGGAUGGUUGUGGAGUCGCCACUUCAUACUUGAGUCUUCCUACUAUCUCGCCGACUACAGCCCUCGUUGGCUUCAAUUCUCCUUUUGCAAAGACUCCCAGCCGCAUGUACGAUCACACUCUCCGCGAAGUCCUGCAAUCUUACAUUGCCGGCCUCCGUCAGAAGCAAGCACGCGGCCCCUACCGCCUAGGCGGCUGGUCAGCCGGCGGCAUCCUCGCCUACGCGGUGACUCAAGAACUCAUCGCCGCCGGCGAGGAAGUCACUUCCCUUACCCUCAUCGACUCCCCGCCUCCCAACAACGGCCUAGACCACCUGCCCGACAGGUUCUACGACCACUGCAACAAGGUUGGCAUCUUCCGCAACGAGAUGCGUCGCGGCGCAGAGCAGUCGGAGCCGCCCGAAUGGCUUAUGCCGCACUUCCGCGCCUCAACUGAGCUCCUGCACGACUAUCACGCGCCCGCCAUGUCACCUGAAGCCGCAUGGAAGUUGCAUGUCAACAUCAUUUGGGCUGGCGAGUGCGCUUUCGAUGGGGUGCGCUACCCGACUUUGCCUCCUGCCAUGAUGGAAGGCGAAGACUGCGAGGGGAUGAAGUUCCUCACUGAGAAGAGGAAGAACUUUGGGCCUGGGGAGUGGGCUUUGCUAUUCCCCGGUGCUUCGAUUACGACUACGGUCAUUGAGGGGGAGCAUCACUUCAGCAUGAUGCGUGGUAGCGGUGCAGACAGAUUGGUUGAGUCUAUCAGGCGGGGCCCCUAACUUUUCCUUGAUUCGAUUCUUGUUCUUUACUAUAGUUUUUCCUCCGGCGUUCAGGAUGGCGGAUCUUUGAUUUGAAGCGGCGUACGGUUGGCAUUCGCGAGGCAACUUUGAAUUAGCAGAAUCGUCGAUUUGAUACAUGAUCGAUCACAUCACAGGCUUGGACUUUCUUUUGUAGAGCAUCAGACUUUCAUGUAAUUACAAUCUAGAAUUUGUUUUCCCUUUUCAAAUCAGUCUUCUAUCUAGAAAUUCAAAG
Colletotrichum phormii is the source of this 5350-nucleotide messenger RNA. RefSeq names its product beta-ketoacyl synthase. Lineage: Eukaryota; Fungi; Ascomycota; Sordariomycetes; Glomerellales; Glomerellaceae. The coding region runs from base 1 to 5097 and encodes 1698 amino acids. Gene Ontology annotation, biological process: fatty acid biosynthetic process; secondary metabolite biosynthetic process. The record is from RefSeq and is a predicted model, not a curated record. The transcript is spliced from 2 exons. Gene Ontology annotation, molecular function: fatty acid synthase activity; 3-oxoacyl-[acyl-carrier-protein] synthase activity.